AAAAUGCCCCGAGUCGAUGACGAUAUUGUACUAUGCAUAUAUCUGUUGAUGGAAGAACAAAUUCUCCAUCAACAUUUAAUUUUCCUACUUCUAGCUUAUCAAAUCUUGGUUGGAAUGUCAUCACGUAAGCAAAAAAGGGGUUCUAACACAUUUGGCAUAAUCGAACGAAUCCCUGAUCAAGUAAGGCACAUGAAUAGGCUUGUCGGUGUUAACGAUGUAGAUUGUAUUGCAAAUCUACGCAUGGAUCGCGAUACAUUCGGCAGACUAUGUAUUUUGUUGCGCGAUUUAGGUGGAUUAUCAAACGGGAGGCAUAUUAUGGUAGAAGAACAAGUUGCAAUUUUUUUGUCCGUUCUAUCCCACCACAAGAAAAAUAGGGUCCUUGGGUUCGAUUUCUGGCGGUCUGGUGAGACUAUUUCUAGAUUUGUGCACCUGGUCCUAAAGGCAAUUCUGAAUUUGCACUCUGUUUUGCUCGUCAAACCCGUUCCCGUUCCAGCCGACUGUACGGAUAACAGGUGGAAAUGGUUCAAGGGUUGUUUGGGUGCUCUCGAUGGCACGUAUAUAAACUUGAUUGUGAGCAACGGUGACAAGCCGAGGUACCGAACUCGAAAGGGACAGAUAUCAACCAACACCCUCGCGGUUUGUGAUCGGAAUAUGAAUUUCGUUUAUACGCUGCCUGGUUGGGAAGGAUCCGCAGCGGAUUCACGAAUAUUGCGUGAUGCCUUGACACGAGAGAACGGGCUGAGGGUACCUAAAGGAAGUUAUUAUCUAUGCGACAACGGAUACGCCAAUAGCGAGGGAUUCCUUACUCCGUAUAAGGGGAUCCGUUAUCACCUAAAGGAAUGGGGACCGAACACAGCCCGCCCCCAAAAUGCAAAGGAACUGUUCAAUUUGCGACACGCGAAGGCUCGAAACGUUAUUGAACGUGCUUUCGGAGUCAUGAAGAUGCGUUGGGGGAUUCUGAGAAGCGCCACCUUUUAUCCUAUUAAAACCCAAAACCGUCUAAUCAUGUCGUGUUUUAUUUUGCAUAAUUUCAUCCGCCGGGAGAUGCCUAACGAUCCGUUGGAGCAAGAAUUUGACAAUGCUGCUGCGAACAAUGAUUACAAUGUCGAAGGAGAUAGUGAAUUUAUUGAUGGGAUAGAGGCUUCUCCUCUUUGGAAUGCUGAGAGAGACACAAUUGCCCAAGCGAUGUGGCUUAAUUAUAUAAACAAUACUUGAAUCGGUUUGUGUCAGUGAUGUGUUUAGACGGUUAUACUUGAUAUAUUCUGUGUAUAUUGCUGCUGUUUUUGGAUGUGAAGACUAGUUCGACUGUAUUGAUAUCCAAUUAAGUUUGCUGUGUAGAUGAUAUCUAGUUAAUUUGAUGGAUAGUGGGCUGUCCAGAAUCUUGUUUGUAAACUGAUUGUGGUUGGUGGAUUGCUGUAUUUGAUGCUUGCUUUCAAUUUAUACUUGAUCUCGCACGAUGUAUGAACUCUAGUGGAACCAAAUUGAUUGCUUGUUAUAAAUUCUUGUUGCAUAAUUGAUAGCUAAUAGAUGCAUGUUGGUUGGAAUGUGGAACUUAUAUCUAAUAUACUUCUCAGGUCAUG
Molecule: messenger RNA, 1580 nt
Organism: Salvia miltiorrhiza (redroot sage)
Lineage: Eukaryota; Viridiplantae; Streptophyta; Magnoliopsida; Lamiales; Lamiaceae
Exons: 3
Coding region: 4-1215 (403 amino acids)
Source: RefSeq, a predicted model, not a curated record